Protopterus annectens (West African lungfish) is the source of this 804-nucleotide messenger RNA. RefSeq names its product paired box 4 (gene PAX4). The transcript is spliced from 6 exons. The record is from RefSeq and is a predicted model, not a curated record. Lineage: Eukaryota; Metazoa; Chordata; Ceratodontiformes; Protopteridae. Gene Ontology annotation, biological process: anatomical structure development; regulation of transcription by RNA polymerase II. Bases 1 to 804 code for a protein of 267 amino acids. Gene Ontology annotation, molecular function: DNA-binding transcription factor activity, RNA polymerase II-specific; RNA polymerase II cis-regulatory region sequence-specific DNA binding.
AUGCGGAAAUGUCGACUUCGCUGUCAUGGUGUUCGUGACAUGUGGUGCGGUUCAUGGAUUAAGCAAGGGAUUCAGGUAUCAUCUGUUAAUCGUGUUCUUAGAAACAUGCAAAAUGAUUUGAGAUUUCCAGCACUUGAGGACAACAGUACAGCUCCGCUGACACCAGCCUUCACAGCCAGAGAAAGAGAGGAAACUAACUGCAGUGCAUUCAAACUUGUGUCUGGUGCUGCCUCCAUCAUGAAAUCUGAGUUUCAGAAGAAUCAACCAAUUAACUCUCAGCAAAGAAACAGGACUGUCUUCACUCAGGACCAGUCAGAAAUUCUAGAAAAAGAGUUUAUGAAGAUCCAGUACCCUGAUAUAUUCACCCGUGAAAAACUUUCAACAGACACAGGGCUUCCAGAAUCUACAGUCAGGGUCUGGUUUUCAAACAGAAGAGCCAAAUUACGACGUGAAGAAAAACAGAAAUCUGAAAGUUUGCUUAAAGGCAUGGCUUCCAUCUGUGAGACUGAAAUUGUGCCUGCAGCGGUAUGUGGGUCACUUUCUGUACAUUCAACAUCAGCUCCAUUUCUUCCUACACAGAACAGUAUGUCGCUAUCUCUUCCCAUUGCAAAAAGCACUUCAUUUCCGGCUUUUUGUGGAACUAGAGUGCCACGUUCAUUUCCUGUCAUGAGCAGUACUGCUGCCAUUCCUGUUCACCUUUCCAGCACAGAGUUUUGGUGUGACAAACAAAUGCAGCCCUUAACAUUUUGCAAUUAUAUUUCAUGGUAUGACAGUUACCAACAAGCAAGUUAUCAAUACCUGUAA